AUGAGCACACACUCCUAUGAGCAGUACGUACACCUACCGUCAGAUGGGGGGGUUCAACAAGGAACUUGGAACCAGACGAACCAAACGAACGCGGAGUUGAUCGAGGUCGCGACGAAGGAUGAUGACAUGCACGCACACACACUUCCGCCCACCAGGCCCCAGAUGAUUGAUGCGACGCCCGGGUUGCUAACCUCAUCCCUCCUCUGCCCCGAUCUCCCGUCUCUCUUGUUCUCUCUCUAUCACGUUCUGUUCCCCAUCCGACGCAAGCAGCACUAUGCGCCACAUCAUCUCUUCCCCUGUCUUCAGCCAUUCCGAGGGACCCCCAGAGCUCUCUUCUCUCGGUACCGGCUACUUUCUAGCCAGCCCUCCAUCUCUCUCGCCCACCCUCCUCCAUUAACCCCCAAGGUCCCCCCAAGGUCCAUCGACUCUCCUCCCCCUUUCCUUCUCCCUUUCCCACCCAGAUUCUACCCUACAGCCCUGCCGAACCAUCCUAUUUCCCCUCGAAAAUCCCUCCUAGUCACGCCCAUUGAAAUCAAAUCAAGCUACCUCAGCUCGCCAUGUCUACUCGUAAGAGAAAGCAAGAAGAGGCAGAGCUCGUCUCUCUCCCAGAGGACGACAGCGAGGAAGAAGAGUAAGCCCAUCCGCACUGUUCACGAGCCUCCGCAUAUCCCCCCUACUGCGGUGCGCCUCCUCAUUUUCUACCUACACCGGGAUGUCCUCUUCCCAUUCCCGUGGAUGGAGGGCGCCCUUUGCAAUCUCAUGCGCCAGCGCCUCACCCUAACAGGCCCCCCAUCACCAUCUUUGCGCAACGAAUACGAGGACACCGAGGGUGAGGAAGAAGAGGUCGAUGAUGAUUCGGAAGACGAGGAGUACGAAGGCGGGGGAGAAGGAGGGCCUGAGAAGAAUGGUGUAGAACACAAACAACCUCCGGCCAAACGGCAGAAAGUCGCGGCAGAAGAGGACGAGGACGAAGAGGAUGCAGGUGGUGAGGAGGACGAGGUGGAAGAAGAGCAGGAAGAGGAGCAGGAAGAGGAGGAGGAAGAGGAAGAGGAGGAGGAAGAGGAAGAGGGUGAAGGUGACGAGGAAGCGACCAACGGAGUCAAAGAUUCUGCCCCGGCCAAAGGCGCCAUCAGGGCUACCGAGGCGCCUGGCGACACCACCGAGGCGAAGGCUGUGGCGGCGAACGGCCACCACACCGAGGAGUGA
Messenger RNA from Sodiomyces alkalinus F11, 1206 nucleotides. RefSeq lists its product as hypothetical. Lineage: Eukaryota; Fungi; Ascomycota; Sordariomycetes; Glomerellales; Plectosphaerellaceae. Bases 1 to 1206 code for a protein of 401 amino acids. The transcript has 8 exons. The record is from RefSeq and is a predicted model, not a curated record.